Molecule: messenger RNA, 2305 nt
Organism: Coffea eugenioides
Lineage: Eukaryota; Viridiplantae; Streptophyta; Magnoliopsida; Gentianales; Rubiaceae
Product: probable polyamine transporter At3g19553
Exons: 2
Coding region: 422-1939 (505 amino acids)
Biological process (GO): transmembrane transport
Cellular component (GO): membrane
Molecular function (GO): transmembrane transporter activity
Source: RefSeq, a predicted model, not a curated record
GCGAGUGAAAUGGAUUAAUUCUUCACUCUGCAAGUUUCUCUCAACCUUUUCCUUCAUUUCUUAUCAUUUCUUCCUUUCCAUUUUAUUUGUUGCAUCCCUUUUUGGUUCUUAGCUGAAUUCCAGUGGAAUAACCAACACUCCAUUGAGCUGGCAGGAGCUCUUGUGAUCAAGAUAUUUUGUUUUGUUGGACUAAAGACAAGCAAGGAAAUUCAGUGCAGAAUUUACUUUGGUUUUUGGUUAAUUAUGUAUUGUGGAAUCUCAGAUCUUUUCAGUGUAGGCAAUUAAGCGUCAAUAUUCUUUAAAAUAGCCACCAGAGAUCACUGAUACAGAUUCCACAUCUGGUCAAGAUUCAACCCACCGGAUUCCCUUCUUGGAGGUGAAAUUAUUUUUCCCUUCCUCCUUCCCGCACCCUCCUUCGUGAAUGGGCAAGGAGGGCAUGGUAAGUGACGCAAACAAUUCAGCAACUGCGAACGCCAGUCCAAAACUAACUCUAUUGCCUCUAAUUGCUCUGAUCUUCUAUGAAGUUUCUGGUGGCCCCUUUGGUAUAGAAGAUUCAGUCAGGGCAGGAGGUGGUCCUCUUCUAUCCUUGCUUGGUUUCUUGGUAUUCCCUUUAUUUUGGAGCGUCCCUGAAGCUCUAAUCACAGCUGAGCUUGCCACAAGCUUCCCAGAAAAUGGCGGCUAUGUCAUCUGGAUAUCAUCAGCUUUUGGCCCUUUUUGGGGAUUCCAAGAAGGUUUCUGGAAAUGGUUUAGCGGGGUUAUGGAUAAUGCUCUGUAUCCUGUUUUAUUCCUGGACUACUUGAAGCAUUCGCUUCCAAUCUUUAACGGGUUGAUUGCUCGAAUUCCAGCUCUUUUAGGUAUUACAGUUUCUCUGACAUACCUGAACUAUAGAGGUCUGCAUAUUGUUGGUUUUUCAGCUGUUUUGUUAGCAUUUUUCUCGCUUUUCCCAUUUGUCGUGAUGGGCAUUCUUUCAAUACCUCGAAUUAGGCCUCAAAGAUGGGUGGUUGUGGAUUUUAAGAAAGUAGACUGGAGAGGAUACUUCAAUAGUAUGUUUUGGAACCUAAAUUAUUGGGACAAGGCUAGCACACUAGCAGGGGAGAUCCAGGAGCCCAGUAGAACUUUCCCAAAAGCACUCUCUGGGGCUGUAGUCUUGGUUGUGUGUUCAUAUCUCAUUCCACUUCUUGCUGGUACUGGAGCUCUAAAAUCUGAUCCAAGUGAGUGGAGCGACGGAUAUUUUGCAGAAGUUGGAAUGCUAAUCGGUGGCUCUUGGCUUAGGUGGUGGAUUCAAGCUGCUGCUGCUAUGUCCAACUUGGGUUUGUUUGAAGCUGAGAUGAGCGCCGAUGCCUUCCAACUUCUAGGCAUGAGCGAGAUGGGAUUGCUACCAUCUAUAUUUGCGUCCAGAUCCAAAUACGGGACACCUACAAUUAGCAUCUUGUGUUCAGCAACGGGAGUGAUCUUCUUGUCAUGGAUGAGUUUCCAAGAAAUCUUGGAGUUCCUUAAUUUUCUGUACUCUGUGGGAAUGCUACUUGAGUUUGCAGCGUACAUAAGGUUGAGAAUAAAGAAACCAGACCUUCACAGACCGUACAAAGUUCCCCUGCAAACUUUUGGUGCAACUAUGCUUUGCCUGCCUCCUGCAUUGUUGCUUGCUCUUGUUAUGUGUCUUGCCUCUUUGAAGACAUACUUAGUCAGCGCUGGAGUUAUUAUUUUCGGUUUUUUGUUGUAUCCUGCUUUACUUUUUAUAAAAUAUCAAAAUUGGGCUAGGUUCAAAGCAACAGAACCUGUGGCACUUUCUGAUAAUGAUCCUGAAGAACAACCAAUUGAAUCACAGCACCCACAGGAAAUUGCUGACGAAGCAUCUGUCGGGCUUCUAUCGCACCUGCAAUCUUCCAAGGUAGAACAAGCACCUCAGAUGUCAUCGGAAGAAGUUUCAAAAUUGGAUUAGAGGACGCACCUUCCAGCUGUAACUACAGAGAGGCACCCCUACGUUAGACUCGUAUGAUAGUUUUGGACAGUAUGUAUCACACACUCGUGUUGCAAUAUGCUGUCACAUCUCUAUAGAUACUGAGGUCUUUCAAGAGCAUGUAAACAUUCAUAAGAUUUACUUUGGAUGCAAUAAUCACGCUUGCCUAAGGAAUUGAAUAGGUUCCAGAUUAUUUGGUUAAGCACGUUCAGUUGUGAGCUCCGAAUGGUAGUUGAUAAAUGACUGCUGAUCUGUCUAUUUUUACUUGUUAAUCAGUACAGGGUUUACACCUCUCAAAGAAAGAUCUUGAAUCUGUUGAGUACUUAAAUGAACUCCAGACUUCUGUCC